AGGCGAAAGCGAUCUUCCAUCCCGCUUCCAAUCGCGCUUCUCCGUGUGGUGUGAUGUAUCCUUUUUGUCGUGAAAACCAACCGCGUGGUGGUAUUAUUACUUCGGAAGCGACCGCGUCGCGUGAUCGCCGAUAAAUACCGCACCUUGAAGGAGGUGCGAGGAUGAGCGAACGUAUACGAGCGUUGGUGUGUUAAGUGGUUCGCAUCCCGCGCGUUGACGUCAGCCCGGCCUCUUCCUUUCGCUUGUGACCGAAGUCGUGCAUUUUGAACGCGGUCUUCAGGAUUGAAGCACGGUGCGGGAUUCUCUCUCACAAAUUUUUUUUUUUCAAAUCUUUUCGACUGUACUGCCGAACACAGUGCCUUCGUUCAAGUGGUGCAGACGUUGAUGGUGUCCUCGUCGCUGCGUUCCUGCGACUGAGCAUGCUCCGAGUCGGAAAGUGGGACAAUCCUUAACCGUCGGUUAGUUCUCGCUGCCGACGAGAAGGCGGAGUGAAGACGCGGUGUUGGGGAUUUUCGUGCCUCCCGCCCCCAUACGCCGUGUUUUGCAUUGCGGAAUUUGAUUUUACCAGAAAAGGAGGACGAAAAAAAAAUUGGAUUCGGGAAAAAGAAAUCAAAUAGGAUAGAUUAAUAAAAGAAAGAAGGAAAAAAACAUACCCGCACACGAGGAGAUUCGUCAUGGCUGAUGCUGACAAGAAGUUCGUGCUUGCUGUCGACGUUGGGAGUUCGUCGGUGCGAUGUCACGUGUACGACAAGGCCGCCAAGUUAGUGGGAAAAUCGCAACAGGGGUAUCAAUGGCUGUACCCGGAACCCGGCUUGGAGGAACUGAAGCCCGAUCAGCUGUUCGACGACACUGUGGGAGUUAUCAAAGGCGCCGUUUCGGAUGCGGGUUUGACAUUGGAGGAUAUCAGCUGCAUGGGCAUCACGACGCAGCGAUCAACAUGGGUGACCUGGGACAAGGUCACGGGAGAGCCAUUUCAUAAUUUCAUCUCGUGGAAUGACAGUCGAGGAACUUCUUGGGCUACGGCUAUGAAUCAGUCCAUGCGAAUCAAGCUGUUGAAUUUCAUUGGACUGGUGUCGCACAAUGCAACUGGGAACAAGCGUUUCUGUGCUGCAAGGAUUUUACAGAUGAAGCCAGGAUGUAUAAAAUCUGUUUGUUCGCCUCCUGUUCGCUUCAACGCCGACUUUUACGCAAGCACGAGCUUGACGAACAUUAUGGGCGAGUAUGCGAGGAACAAGAAGCUUCGGAGAGCUGUGAAGGACAACAGGGCGUGUUUCGGCACUGUGGACACGUGGCUAGUGUAUCGAUUGACUGGACGUCGGGAACACGUCACCGAUUACUCGGAAGCAUCUGCAACGCUUUUAUUUGACCCCUAUGCCCGGGACUGGGGCUGGGUCCUGAUGCGUUACGUAGGGGCACCCAAGUUGAUCAUGCCGAAAAUUAUGGGCUCGUGUUCGAAAUUUGGCCACACGGAUCUGAGUGUGCUCGGAGCCAAGAUCCCGAUUACCUGUCUGAUCGGGGACCAAGCCGCGUCCAUGUACGGCGCCCGUUGUUUCAAGGAAGGCGACGUGAAUUUGACGCUCGGGACCGGGGGAUUCUUCGAUAUGAACACCGGACAACGGCCACACACGUCAUUGAGUGGAACGUACCCAGUGUGUGCCUGGGCAAUCGACGACAAAUUAACGUACAUGGCCGAGUCCUCGUUUCCUGGCGUCGGUACUAGUUUGGAACUCGCACGACGCCACGGACUCAUCGACUCGAUGAGUGAACUGCAUUCCUUGGUGACGAGUGUCGAUGAUUCCGACGGAAUUCAUUUCGUUUCCGGGUCCGACGGGGGUUUGACGAUGGGAGACGAUGGUGCAGGAGAAAGGUUUACAGAUGAGGAUCUAGAAUUGCGUGAUAAAGACGCUUCCGCUGAAGGAUUAAGCUUUGACGAUCUCGAGCAAGACGCUUCCUCAGUGUCGUCAGCGUCACGACGGCGACCUGCUCACUUCUUGCGAGCGAUUGUUGAAAGCAUCGCCUUUCGAGCUUAUCGAAUACUCAAAUUUAUGGACGAAGAGACGCAUUAUCCAGUAGGACAUAUAAAGGUUAGCGGAGGAGUAGCUAGGAGUGAUUUUCUGCUGUCCACGCUGGCGACUCUUUCUGAUAAAACUGUGUGUCGUCCCAUCGAACACGAAACGACGAUUUUGGGCGCCGCUCUGCUUACCGGAAUCACGCUUGGCAUUUAUCCAAAGAGCGGGCUGGACGCUCGGGAAGCGCGUUCGGGCGACAUCUUCCGUCCGGAGGAGGAGCGCAGAAGCAACGUGCAGCUUGAGUACAGUCGCUGGAGUUCCGCCGUUUUCCAGCCGUCGCGCUCCACGAUCUCACUUUCGUCCGCCGUCAGCGAGAGCGGCAGCAGUGGCGGCUCUUCGUCCGUCUUCGCCAUCGGACCCGACGUCCUUUCGUCGUUCCAAGGCAAGAAACCCUCGUCUGGGACGUGUUUGGAAGACGAGGACGACGACUCUCCGUCUGUUUUGGCGCGGUCCGUCGCCGCUGCGUCCUUGUGACGACUUCCUCGCGCUAUUGUUCGCUCAUUACUGUGGAUUUCUUGAUUUUUUUUUUCGUUUGCGGAACCCGAAAGCAUUUGGCUUUUUCCACGUCCACUGUUUUCUUUUUUCCUUGGAAAACAGGAGUUUUCUUGUGCGGAAUGGUCCCGAAAGACCCGAUUUUUCACGCGGAAAAUCGAGAGAAAAUAAGCUGAUGUAGGUUAAUUAAGGAACUUUGGUUGGUUCCAAAUUUUUGUCAAUACUAUACCUUGGGAUGACUCAGUCGGCAGAAAAGAAAAGCAUUUGACCUUUUCUAUUUCUACAUUUAUCCCCUUGGGACGACAGGUAUUGAAGUGAUUUUCCUGUUUGAAGCAGUCAUUGAAGAACGGAAUUUUUAUGCUGUAAAAAAUGAAUAAACUAGUGAAUUAUCGUGUUGAAGUGGAGUUCAAAUACUUCAAAAUCACGUCGAAAUACUUCAGAAAUUAUUCAUUUGGUAUUUUUAAUUUUUUGUUUUUUACCUUUUCAGUCAACUUCUAAACUAUACAAGUACACAAAUAUCAGUGAUGCAAAAAUAAUUAUCAUCGAAAUCAAUUCACAGUAAUGUACUCUAAAAUCGUCGAGUGAUAAAUAAUGCCGACUAAAAUAAUUGCAAGACUGGCGAACUUUUCGAAUCAACUCUCAUGUGCUGAAGUAGGGAAAAAUCCGAAGAAUUCAAACGAGAAACUCUUUGAAAUAGCUUCAUCUGAACGACUGUUUCACUCGGAAAGUUUCUGUUGAAGUUAUUGUAAAAAAUUAGCGACGAAUUUCCAAUAUCACACUCAAAAGUGAAUUUUGAGACCAUUCCUUCAAAUAUUUUGAAGUGAUUUCCGGGUUAUUUUCCCGGUCAGAUCUAGAAUUGCCAAGACGUUACAUUUGAACAGAAGCCACUCUCGUGAACAAAAGAGAAUAUUUGGAUUAGAUUUUCUUUUUUCCAGAUUCGUAUUUUUGACGGAUCUUCACUUACACAAAAGAAGAAAAGAAGCUUUUCAGCGAGACAUGAUGGCUUCUGAAGCCGUAGUAUAGGGUAAGCUCGAAGCGAUGAGAGGCAAUUUGAUGCGGGGAAAAAAUAUUGUUGAAAGAAAAAUCUGUUGUUUUUCGAAACGUGGACACGCCAAGAAAAGAAAAGAAAAUUAUUUCCGUGAAAUCUGGGCUAUUUUUCUGGCCUGUGAGGAAACACGCGCGUGCGAUCGAACUGGGCAUUUCCCCCCCCCCCUCUCUUUAUGCGACAAUUUGCGUUUGCGAAACUUAUGCGUGCUUAUACCGUAUUCAAUUCCCCCCCUUUCUGCAUUUGUGUACGAGGCGAAGGCGGAGUUUCGCAAUAUGCGCGCUGUGAUUCUUUUCCCCGCAUUUCCCUCUAGCCUUUUUUAUUUCUCGUUCAUCUAAAUGUAAUCUCGAUUUUGUUUGUAAUGAUGAAGGAAACCCCGGGGUAUGAUUCGUCUUCGGAACUUGCCAGUGUUCGUUUGAUUGCCGGUUUUUUUUUUUUCCUUCUGGCUUCUGUAUUAAGAAGUAAGGGGGAUUCACUGAAAGUCUGAGGCGAGGCGUCGGUUGAAUUUCUCUUUUCCUGAUGGUGAGAGCUUCUUUGUGUAAACUCAUUAUUUGGAAGACUUCCCUAUCGCAAACUUCGUGGGAAACCCUGAAGAAGAACAUCCGCAAACCUCUUGUUUGGUUGGUAGCUUUUUUUUUCUUUCUCGCCAAAAAGUGGUUUAUUGAAACUCGGGAAAUAGAGGGAUUAUUGUGAUA
Molecule: messenger RNA, 4301 nt
Organism: Notodromas monacha
Lineage: Eukaryota; Metazoa; Arthropoda; Ostracoda; Podocopida; Cyprididae
Source: the annotation of a GenBank genome assembly